Messenger RNA from Acinonyx jubatus (cheetah), 2610 nucleotides. RefSeq names its product PNMA family member 8B (gene PNMA8B). The record is from RefSeq and is a predicted model, not a curated record. Lineage: Eukaryota; Metazoa; Chordata; Mammalia; Carnivora; Felidae.
CCCAAGGCCUGCAGCGCUGUUCCAGGGCCGGAUUUGCACAGGGCGCCCCAGCCCGAGUCCGCUGCGGGCUUCCCCCCGCCCGGCGAUCUGUGCCCGUGGGCAGGAGGCACCAUGGGCGCGAGGCUUUUGCGCCACUGGGGCAGGGGGCUGCGCGCGGACAUGCACGGGGCCCUACUGGUCACCGGCAUCCCGGAGGGCCUGGAGGAGACGGCCGUCGAAGCCGUCUUGCAGCCGGCCUUCCUGCCCCCCCCCCCCCCCUCCGGCACGUGCAGGCUGUGCAACACUAGGGCCGCGAGGGACCAGAAGGCCGAAGCCGCGGUGGAAUUUGCGGAGGCCAUAAAUCACGCCUCCUUGCCCAGACAGAUCCCGGGCAAGGGCGGCGUCCGGAGGGUUCUGUGUCACGACCGCGCGGAGGACACAAGGGUCCUGAGGCAGAUGAAAGGCCUGCUGCUGGAUGAGAGGCCCUCGGAGGCAGGCCGCAGGCGCUGCAGGCCCCGGGGACACAUCCCCCUCUCCUGCUUGGCUUCGGAGACCCAGGCCCAGGGCUCAGGGCCCGCUCCCAGGAAGGCCGGCUCCCCCCAGGGAAGGGCCGCCGCGCUCACAGAAACACAGCCAGAGGCAACAGGUAGGUGGGCCCAGCAGGGCCAGGAGAGAGAGCCAGGCGGGAGUCCGACGACUCUCUGGGGAUGCGGUCCCCGCGAGUUCUUGGCCCUGGUGAGGACGGACAAAGCCAAGCAGGAGCGGGCGGAGGCAGAGCCCCGGGGCGAGGCCCUCAGCCUCCACAGGGGAGAAGCCCGGCGCCCAGGGGGGCGCGGCCCGGCUUUAGUGGCCCUGCUGGCGGUGAGAGACACGUGGCAGCAGGAGCCCAGGGACAGCGACGCUCCCGAAAGCCAGUCACAGCGAAACGGGGAGCCAGGAGACGAGAGGGUGGACAGUCCCGAGUUUGUGGCCAUCGCGGCCUGUGCGGACCCGUGGGCCCCGUGGGCCCGUCGGGGAGGGGAGAUGCUGAAAGUCGCUUGGGUGAUGGAGUCACUGGGCUGGAGCGACAAGCGAGGCCAGACAGAGGCCCUCCUCGCGGUCUUGCCCGUCCGGCGCCGGGACACUCGGGGAGCCCGCGAGAAGGUGGACGAGGCGGGUCGCCGGGUGGACGCCGUGGUCCUGCGGAAGGCCGCGGGCCGCGGGAGCCGCCGGGAGCGCAUUUCCAGCCUGGCCGAGCCCGAGCCCCCCUCCACGGGCGCGGGGACCCGGGGUGGGGCUGGCGUCGCUCCCGAGGGGAAGGCGGUGAACCGUGAAAGAAGGGGCGCCGGGCCCUUGCGGAGGCCGGCGAGGCCAGGGGUCAGCUGCUCACCCUCCCCCACCCCCGUCUCCAAGUCGGCCGGUAGUGAGAAGGGUCGUGGCGGCCAGAGACUGACCCCCCCCCCCCAGUGCCGCUAGGGGAACCCGGAGACGCGCCGCCUCACACCCGCAUCCCGGCAACGCCCUCCCCCGACGCCCUGCGUGCGACAGAGGCGGCCUCCCGGGUUCACCCUGGGACCCGCGCUCUGCUGAGCCACCCGCCGCCGGCCUCCCGGGUCCCUCUCUGUCCCUCCUUUGCAGGUGGUGGGACGAUCCCCAGGGAAGAAGGAGAGAGAUUCGGCCCCUCCGGAAGGCAGCAGCCCCAGCUGUGGUCCCAGGACUUGCAGUGGGGACGGGGCACCUCCUCAUCUCCUCCCCGGCCCCCUCUUUUGGGGUCUGGGACCCCACUGUAUUCACCGUGGCUGAAGGCCAUGCAGGGAGACACGUGUCUCGGAUCCGUCCUAUCAAUGCCAAGGUUCCUCGGUGGGCUUUAUGGCUUCUUCAGCCACCACCGACUCCGAUUCCGAGUUCUGUUGCUACAGCGUUCAUGAAGCACAGACCUCACUCACGGGGAGUAGACGUAAGCUCCACCUCUGGAAGGGAAGAGCAUCCGAGAGUGUGUGGGCAGAGUCUGAAAGCAGCACGGAGAUCCUUACCAUUCCUGGUUCAUCUUCUGCCUAACUCAUGAAAGUGAAAGCCACACAUGCAGCGGGGGACACGUGGCUCCCUCAGAAUUUCCCGCGAAAGCAACGGGCUAGCUGAUUUUCUCCAAUUCUCCAUCCCAGUGUGGGCUCCUGCAUUAGGAUUUGGCUUGGGGUUUAUUGCCUCACGGUCACAACAUGGCUGCUGAGCUCCGGACAUCACCUUCUCCCACAACAGGGAAAAAAAUGGAUAGGUGGGGUGGUGACAGCCCUCUCCUAUCCUGCUUCUCCUCUUUUAUCCAGUCACAAACCUAUUUCCCAAAAGCGGCCAGCACACUCAUUGGCCAGAACUGGGUCACUGCCUACCUGCCCCUACAAAGGAGUCUAGGAAACAGGAGAGCUGGCUUUUCUUCACCACUUUGGUAUGAGGUGGUAAAUGGGAGAGGAGUUGUUAGUGGCUGUUAGAUCAGCCAAUCAACACUAUCGGUGGCGGACGUGACCUCAUGCCCACUGCAAGAAUAAUUUUUAAACAUUGAGAGAGAAAGAGAGAGAGAGAUGGAGAUAUUCUUUCUCUCCCGCAGUGGCGGUGGGAGAGAUACUAUUUUGCAUCAUAAAAUCCAUCUACAGAAUCAGC